Pyricularia pennisetigena is the source of this 1110-nucleotide messenger RNA. RefSeq lists its product as uncharacterized. The record is from RefSeq and is a predicted model, not a curated record. The transcript has a single exon. Gene Ontology annotation, cellular component: nucleus. NCBI's taxonomy places the organism in Eukaryota, Fungi, Ascomycota, Sordariomycetes, Magnaporthales, Pyriculariaceae. Gene Ontology annotation, biological process: regulation of cell cycle. Bases 1 to 1110 code for a protein of 369 amino acids.
AUGCCCUCAUCAGCGGCUCCAGGCAGGGCGGCCAACGAUGUUGGUUCCCUACGCUCUACCAUUGAGACUGCAGACACGGUCGUCAGCCAGUCCAUAAACAUCCUGGACGGUCUCUCAACCGGGACAAUGGAAGACAGGCCCGAGCUCGACGUUGUCGCCCUGGCAAGAGACUCGGCAGCCCUUAUACGCGCGCACACCACCAAAAUAUCUCUGCUCAUAAUAAACGAGCCAUUCACAUCCAGUGCGAUAUCAAAAAUUCUACGCGAACUCAUAGGAGGUCCAGUGCCAUCUCUGGUAUCGGCAGCACAGCUCUGCGUCCCUAGCCGCUACACAGGCCCUUUCCGGGAUAUUCUGGUCACUGCAUGUCGCAGUUUGUUACAUGCGCUCCGAGAUCUCGUCCAGAUCAUACCAACCAACGGGAAGGCCUUGUCCGACAGUGUGGUAAAUGGUACGAACCCAAAAGGGCACAGCCUACAAGUCACGGGCAUUGUGUGGAAUCGUUGCGACGAGGUCAAGCGGCUGGCGGACAAGGGCAUCGCGGGUUGUCUAGUCGAAAAAGUGGAGAGGUAUCGCGACGAACUGAAGGACGUCAUGGAGGAGUUGAAGGAAUGGGGUGAGGAAACUGGCGACAGUGACGAAGAUGACGAUACGAGCGAUUUCGACGGCCCGGAGAACAAGCUCACGGUUGCUCAGGAUAUGCUUGACGACCUUAUGAACUCUCACAGUACAAUACCGGCCGACGACCCUGACAAAAUAAGAGAGAGGCUGGAAUCAUGUUUACGGCGGCUUCGCCUGAUGACGUUAUUAUACCAGGCCAUCAAUAAAAGGAGAAUCAAGACGUUGCCAAGGCUACCGACUUCGACACCAUGUUUGGAUCUUAACAGGGUCGGGGAUACCUUUCGCAUCCUCGCUGGGAUGAUCGAUGGCCUUUGUGAUCUUGCAGAUGCUUUCUAUGGUUUGGAUAAAGAAAGGAUUGAUAUCGAAAUGAAGGAAAAGUUUGGUGAGGCCUCCAAAGUUGCAGAAAUACUUAGAAAACCAUGGGGAGAGGCGGAAACGGACGAGUUUACGGACUGGGCGAAAAAGUUUCAGGAGCAAAUAACCAAGUUAUGA